AUGGCUAGCAAUGGCCGUUCGGGAUGUGUUUUCGAGCUACCUGGUGAACCUAUCAUGGAGGCAUCCACCACUAGUCCCUCGACUACUGGUGUGAGUGGUAUCAAUUUGAAUGAUGCCGGUCGAGUUGAUAUCGACUGGGACUCAAAGGUUGUACGAAGUCUUUCGAAGCUCUACACUGGCCCUUUCUCGAGAUCUCCUACACCGCCACCUGAAUACUCUGAACUACCGACGCAAGAUGUCGAGUCUACGACCGUUAGACCCGAUCGCAUGUCGGGACACUUCGGGCCAAGCCGGCAACCUGCAAAACGUUGGGUCCCCAAAUUGAACAUUGCGAUCCAAGUAGUGGGAAGUCGGGGUGACGUUCAACCUUUCAUUGCCCUCGGAACUGAACUUAAGCGAUAUGGUCAUCGCGUGCGUCUAGCCACACAUGAUAUGUUUGAAAGUUUCGUCAGGGAAUCGGGGUUGGAGUUUUACCCAAUUGGAGGCGAUCCAAGAGAGCUAAUGGCAUACAUGGUCAAGACCCCGGGGCUCAUCCCAAGCAUGGAGAGUUUUCGAGCAGGCGAGAUUCGUCGCAAGCGCAUCAUGAUACGGGAAAUGCUGGAUGGGUGUUGGGAAUCAUGUAUCAAGCCGGAUUUGGUAACAGGCCACCCAUUCGUGGCGGACGCUAUCAUUGCCAACCCACCGAGCUUUGCACAUGUUCACUGUGCUCAAGCUCUCAGCGUCCCGGUACAUCUGAUGUUCACCAUGCCUUGGAGCAGUACCAAGUCUUUUCCACAUCCCCUGGCCAACUUCAAGGCCGACGGUCCAGACCAGGGGUUCAAAAAUUAUGCCUCGUACGAUCUUGUCAACUGGCUUACAUGGCAAGGGGUUGGGGAUGUAGUCAAUCGAUGGCGGAAAGAGCUUGAUCUAGACGAAGUGGCCAUGUUUGAAGGUCCUCAUCUUCCUGAAAUACUGAAAGUCCCCUUCACAUAUUGUUGGUCUCCGGCUCUUGUACCCAAACCGUUGGAUUGGCAGUCUUAUAUUGACGUCUGCGGCUUCUUCUUCCGUGACGUCCCAACAUACGACCCUCCAACGGAUCUUCAGGUCUUCCUAUCGUCUGGUCCACCGCCGAUAUAUAUUGGCUUUGGAAGUAUUGUGCUUGAAGAUCCGAUCAGGAUCAAUGCAGCCAUUCUUGAUGCGGUUAAUGCUGCUGGUGUGAGGGUUAUCAUUUCUAAGGGUUGGUCGAAUUUGUGCGGAAACCAAAGCGAGAACGUAUAUUUUAUCGGAGAUUGCCCUCAUGAGUGGCUGUUCCAACACGUGGCGGCGGUGGUCCAUCAUGGAGGCGCUGGCACAACGGCUUGUGGCUUGCGGAAUGCAAGACCUACAAUUAUUGUCCCGUUCUUCGGAGAUCAACCGUUCUGGGGUGCUAUGGUGGCUGCAGCGGGCGCUGGUCCUGUCCCCAUCCCUCACCAAGAGCUAAAUGCUGAUAUCUUAGCUGAAGGAAUUCGAUAUUGCUUCACGGACCAAGCGAUCACUGCAGCCUCUGCAAUUGCGGUCAAAAUGGCUUCUGAAACAGGAGUCCAAGCAGCCGUCUCUUCCUUCCAUUCACAUCUUCCAUUAGAGCGCCUCUCCUGUGAUAUAUGUCCAGGGGUACCAGCAGUGUGGUCUUAUUCCACACGCGAUAUCAACGUAAAACUGUCAAAGGUCGCGGCAGCAACGCUAGUCGCACAAAAUUUGAUUAAUCCAAAACGACUAAAAUUACAUGCAAUCAAGCCCUUUGUGAUCGAGAAUCGUCGAUGGGACCCUAUCACAGGCGGAGCUUCUGCCGUUAUGGGAACCACGACAGAACUCCUUGAUUCCGUCUUGGGGUUGUUCUACAAACCCUUUGAGGAAUAUAAAGACUACCAAGUAAGCCACAGGGAUCGGCCCUUGACGAGUGCCUCGAGUCAAGCUGUACAUCGGCCUAUAAGCAGCUCUACCGGAAACCGCUCCCUACAGACACAAGAGGGAGCUGACGAUACAAAAAGUAUGGUUUCCAUGGAAGAUACACCGUCAGCCUCUGAAUAUAAUAGUGCUAGGCUUGCAGGGAGGAUGGUCGGAGCUUCAGUGAAAAGUCUUGCCAAAUUUGUGCCGACUGCGCUGAAAGGCAUGACUGUCGACAUCCCACUCGCCAUGACGGAGGGAAUGCGCAACGUCCCUCGAUUAUAUGGCGAAAAGCCACAGCACGACGGUUCCGUUACUGGCAUCAAAAGCGGAUUCGCUCUUGGCGGCACAGGUUUCGCUCUGGGGAUGGUGGAGGCAGUGAGCGAUUUGGUCAUGAAGCCGUAUGAAGGCAUCCGAAAGGAUGGUGCAAAGGGCGCUGUGACGGGCAUUGGCAAGGGCGUGGCAAAUAUGACGACUAAAGCGGGCUGCGCUAUGUUCGGUGUUGUGGUAUACCCUGGUGUUGGUAUUGCGAAGAGCCUAAAAUCGGCUGUCUACUUCAGGACAAAAACGAGCAUAGUCAAGGCACGUCGCGCCGAGGGCGCAUGGUUGUCGGAGCAUUGUACACAUGCGGACGUUGAUAGCUACGCUAUCAGCUACCAAAGGAUGCUAAAGGGCAAGAACAGCUGA
Molecule: messenger RNA, 2589 nt
Organism: Penicillium samsonianum
Lineage: Eukaryota; Fungi; Ascomycota; Eurotiomycetes; Eurotiales; Aspergillaceae
Product: glycosyltransferase
Exons: 6
Coding region: 1-2589 (862 amino acids)
Biological process (GO): carbohydrate metabolic process
Molecular function (GO): UDP-glycosyltransferase activity; hexosyltransferase activity
Source: RefSeq, a predicted model, not a curated record